Telopea speciosissima is the source of this 1477-nucleotide messenger RNA. RefSeq lists its product as uncharacterized. Bases 70 to 1161 code for a protein of 363 amino acids. The record is from RefSeq and is a predicted model, not a curated record. The transcript is spliced from 7 exons. NCBI's taxonomy places the organism in Eukaryota, Viridiplantae, Streptophyta, Magnoliopsida, Proteales, Proteaceae.
CUAGGAAAUUAAACUGGUUGCAGUACAUAAAGGGCUAUUUGAUUUGUGCUAUCGUUAUUUACUUCAACAAUGGAGCUUCCCGUCAUCGAUCUAUCUCCAUACUUGGAGCUCUCUGCUAAAUCUGGCCGAUCGUCGGCAAAUCUAGAGAACCAAUCCGAUCCCCAAUUGAAGGACUUAUGCUCCGAGGUCAGUCGAAUCCUGCGGGAAACUGGAGCUUUACUCGUUAAGGAUCCCAGAUGUUCUGCAGCCGACAACGAUCGGUUCCUUGACAUGAUGGAGAAGUACUUCGAGAAGCCCGGCGAAUUCAAGCGCCUCCAAGAACGCCCUCAUCUGCAUUACCAGGUUGGUGUAACCCCCGAAGGAGUGGAGGUUCCACGAAGUUUGGUAGAUGAGGAAAUGCAGCAAGAAUUAAAAGCAAUGCCUAAGGAAUCUCAGCCAGCUACUCCUGUGGGACCUGACCCUAAAUGGAGAUACAUGUGGAGAGUUGGCCCUCGGCCAUCUAAUACCCGUUUUAAGGAACUUAAUUCUGAACCUGUUAUACCUGAAGGUUUUCUUGAAUGGAAAGAAACCAUGGAUUCAUGGGGCUACAAGAUGAUUUCUGCAAUUGAGACUGUUGCUGAAAUGGCAGCAAUUGGCUUUGAGCUGCCAAGUGAUGCAUUCUCCUCUCUUAUGAACCAGGGACCUCAUCUGCUUGCUCCUACAGGAAGUGACCUUCAACGUUAUGGCCAAGUGGGAAAGGUGUUUGCUGGAUAUCACUAUGACCUCAACUUUUUAACCAUCCAUGGCAGGAGCAGAUUUCCUGGUCUCAACAUUUGGUUAAGAAAUGGGCAAAAAGUUGAAGUUAAGGUUCCUGUUGGGUGUCUACUCAUCCAGACAGGAAAGCAGCUAGAAUGGCUGACUGCAGGAGAGUGUAGAGCUGGCAUGCAUGAGGUUGUUGUGACUGACAGGACGAUGGAGGCAAUCAGACUAGCACAACAACAAAAUAGGAGCCUGUGGAGAGUUUCUUCAACAUUGUUUGCACAUAUUGCAUCUGAUGCUGUGCUUAAGCCAUUGGGCCACUUUGCUGAUUCCCCACUAGCUGGACAGUAUCCUCUCAUAUGUGCGGGCGAGUCUGUUGAGAAAGAGCUUGCGGUGAUAAAUCUGAAAGGAAAGAAAGAAUAACAUUGAUAAACUGUAUCAGAGGAAGCAGGUUUCAAGGUCACAAAAUGAAUCUAAUGGAACACAAGUGAGAUAAAUGAGGUCUCUCUGUCGAUUGACCAGGAAAAAAAAGGGAAUAAGGAGAUAAUUAUGUUAGUGAUUUUGCUUCUGAUUAUUCAUCUGGGAUAUUCCUAGAUUGUCAUAAUAUGUAUUCUGAAGUAUGGGAAUAUCCUUAAAAGAUACAGUUUUUACCUACAACAGUUAUCAUAUAUUGAGAUGUAAUUGCAAGGAAUGGUCUUUGGAAAUAAUGGAGUGAAAUUCUAAUCACAUUCCUCGUGUG